AUGGUAUCAACAAGGGGAGGCACUCGUACCAGCGCGCCAGACGACGCCAGCACAAUGCUGCGCAAGAAGCCUGUGCGCAAAGUGACGGCGAAAGCCGCGCCCGCAACAUCCACCGCCGCAAAGGCCAAGGCAACGCGCUCGAAGAAGACAGAACCCGAGCCAGAGGUUGUCGACGACGAUGAGCCAGACGAGCUACAAGAAGAAGCUCCUGCUCCCACCAAGACGACGCGCAAAGUCACAACACGUGCGAAGAAAUCCGAAGAGCCAGUGAAGCCCGCGACCACCAAGAGCGCAGCUUCCAAGGCGCCAUCAAAGCCUGCGAAAGCUGCAACGAGGACUACGAGGGGAAAAGCGGCAGAGGAGGUGGCAGAACAGAAUCUGGAGACGAAGAAGCCAGAAUUGAAGCCAACGACCCAGUCAACAGUUACGCGUGCCACUCGUGCCACGGCCGCCAAAGACAAGGCAGCGCCGCUCUCACCGAAGAAGAUUACACAAGUCUCGAAAGCACCGGCCCGAAGCGCGAAGACCUCAGUAGUGAAGGGCAGUACUGCCACCGCCAAGGCUCCCGCUGCGAAGGCCGCGAAGAGAGGCAGGCCUCCAGGCAGGCGGCGGAAUGUCUCGGACGAGAAUGCAGUCAUUCCCGAAUUUGCGGCCCCGGCUGAGGUAGAAGGAAGUGACAUUGAAGUCGCUCCAAAGAAGCCGUCCGGAACGAGAGGGAAGAAUGCAGUGAAGCGAGCAGCUUCGCCCAUGGUCAUCGACAAUGACACGCCAAUAUCAACGAGGCCGGCCACACCGGCUGAAUCACUGCAGGAGACACACGAUGAACAUGACCACGAUAUGCAUACCACACAGCAAUCGCUCGAGGACCAUGAUGAUGAUGAAUCUGAACAGUCAUCACAAGACGAACUUUCCGGUCCAAAAUCCCCUAUGAGGCGGGUCAGUCCACGGGAACCACUGAAGUACGCAUCGGCCAAGGAAGUCGCCCUACCUGACAUCGAUGUUCCUAUGAAAACUCCCGUGAGGAGAUUCGCUGUGCUCGGCACGCAGCAAGGGACGCCUCAGACACAGAAGCCAUACUGCAAGCCCGCAGUCCCACUCUCCAAUGGAAAGCCUAUGACUGUUGCGAGAGCACAGUCUCGAGCAAUGGUGUUUCCACGUUUGCAGCCACUGGGGCAAGCUGCAGAUGAUCACAUGGAUGUUGAUGAGUCUUCUGACAGCACGUCGCUCUCAGACCAGAGCACCCCGAUUCCACGGUACAGUGAAGCGGAAAACAGUGAGGCCCAGGACGAAGCAUCCGAGUCUCAGCAUGACAUGGAUCCCGACCUCAGCCUCCUCGUGGAUCCUGAGAACAGGAUAACUGAGAUUGAGAGCACAGAUGACAUGCUCACCGAGGUGAUUGAGACUCAGACAGAGACCAUUCGCGAUGAAAGCGCUAUCGAACUUGGUCAAGAACAGCGGCCCCAAGCUGACGCGGACGAGCACACACCUCUUAUAGAAGAGGACCCUGAUGAGACCAUUGUCACGCACGAAGGCGCCGAGGAUGAUGCGAGCCCAGCCCAAGACACUUCUUACGAUAGUUUUGAGAGUGUAAUCGUUAACCGCCCAGAUCUGCACUCAGAGGACGACGGAGACGACUUCGAUGUUUCACUGGAUGAUGACCAGGCUCCACCUGCGACCCCACAACCAGAGACGCUGGUCUGGGAGAACAUCCGUGACGAUGUCACGAUUCCCUUCAGCUUUGACGCCAACGUCAGUCCGACCAGGGACCUAGUCACAUCAGACUCACCUUCUCUUGCACAGUCUGACCAUGCCGUUUCGGAUGACUUGCAAGAUGAUUCCUCCUCACCAUUCAAGUUUGGAAAUUCACAGCAGGCGCAACGCGAGUCCACGGUACGCCUCAGCGAGUUCGUUGACAUAACGUCUCUCGCAGACUCCCGGCGAAGGCCAGAGGCGGAGGCUCAAGCAGACGGCGAGAAUUCGACGGCGGCACGAGCCACUGUGGAAGAUGGAGAGGAUUCCCAGUGGAUGAUAGAUGGGGACGUCACGAUGGUCUGCGCAGCACCUGCAACGCCUCGUACUGUCAAGCGAUCUCCAGUCAGGCUCACAACCAUUGAGCAUGUGGACGAGGACGAAAUGCUUGUCGAUGGCGACGUUACUCUUAUGCUGGAUCGCCACGAGAGCCCCGCCAGCGCUAAACGUUCUCCAGUCAAGUUGACGACCGUUGAACACGUUGACGAUCAAGAAGAGGUCGCCGUUGAUGGUGAAAUGAGUCUGUUGCUGGAGCAACCUGAUCUUGCGCCUAGCGUCAGACCGUCUCCUAUCAAGUUGUCCACCGCUGAAGACUAUCCGGAGGAGGAACAAGCCGUCGCUGGCGACGAGACUCUUGUUCUUGAAGACCACCAGCCAACACAGCCUACGAUCCCGGCGACUCCAGUUCUGGUCAACGACGCUCGCGCUUCAGACGUCACCUCCAUUGAUCUUCAAGACGCUGCAACUCCGCAUUACGCGUUGCCUACUUUUUCGUCUACUCGCGAACCUAUGGGGCCGGCUGAACCCCAAUCAUCGACACCCAACGCUGCUGAGAGUCCAGUUGUUGAAGCAUGGUUUGACGAAAUGCAAUCCUCCGAUAGGAAAUCACAGACGUUCGCAAGCAGACCAUCUGCCGCCAAGGAGCGAAUGCCUGCAUUGGGAACCGCUCUGACCUACGAGGAGCUGCUUGAGAAUUCGACUGGAGAUUCGCAUACACCGGCAAGUCCAACGAAUAAUGAACCAGCUGUCGCCGAAAGGUAUCCGGGCAUUCCUUCGCGCGAGACGUAUGAGAAUGUUGACGAUUCAUCAAAUGUGAGAAUGACACCCAGAAGGAUCUCUACAAUAGUCUCGCCCGCGCUGAGGACGCAGACUCCAGAAGCUGUCGCUGCAACCACGCCACAGCCCGUCGAACGCUUUCCAGGACUGCCAGCUAAGCGAUCAUACGAAGAGCAUGCGAAGACUGCGAUGCCAGCGACUCGAUUUGCUACACCCGAGCGUCGCUCAACAAGGCGUCCUGCAACGGCACAGAAGGCGACUUCUCUUCGCAAAUUGGCCUUGACUUCAAACGGGUCCCGAACGCCGAUCAAGUCGCCACUGAAAGCUCCAGCUGAGACACCUGCUCAGAUCCCAAUGACGCCUCACCCUGGAGCUCCGCUGAAGGGUGUUGUUGCUCUCGUUGACGUCUACACUAGCGACGGAGGAUGCGCGACUGGUCCAUUCUCGCAGCUAUUGCAGCGCCUUGGAGCUAAGACGACUAAGACAUUCAGUGACCGUGUCACGCAUGUUGUCUUCAAGGACGGUCAUCCCAAGCUAUUGCAGUCACUUGUUAUCCAUAACAAGCAGGUUGCUAAUAGCGGCUCUGCCAAGGAGAUCUUUUGUGUCAACAGUCGUUGGGUGAAUGAUUGCGAUAUCAACGGGGUGCGCAUGACCGAGACAGACGAAGCCUAUGCUAUAGAUGUCGACGAUGCUCCUCGAGUUGCAAAGCGCCGUCGCAAGAGUAUGGAACCUAUGAGUCUUCUCAACAACGGUGGCAACAUCGUGCGCGAUCGAAAGAGCAGCAUUGGCCGCGUCUCGAUUGGUCGAUUAUCGUCAAAGACCUUCGAUAUCCCUUCAGACGAGCAUCAUGUGACGCCGAAGGUCGAUCCGGCGGACAAGGAGAAUAGCGGCGACAGUGAAGCAUGUUCUUCACCAGCGACUCCUGCGUACAUUUCGGCACCCGAGAAACUUGUACAGCAGACAGCGCCAAUGAAUCGCAUCCGGAAGCUCGAUCUGAACGCAAGAGAUCAAGCCCGACGUCUGACAUUUACGAAUAUGGAAUUUUGA
Pseudocercospora fijiensis CIRAD86 is the source of this 3852-nucleotide messenger RNA. RefSeq lists its product as uncharacterized. The transcript has a single exon. Bases 1 to 3852 code for a protein of 1283 amino acids. The record is from RefSeq and is a predicted model, not a curated record. Lineage: Eukaryota; Fungi; Ascomycota; Dothideomycetes; Mycosphaerellales; Mycosphaerellaceae.